Messenger RNA from Zophobas morio, 2172 nucleotides. RefSeq names its product locomotion-related protein Hikaru genki. The coding region runs from base 116 to 1729 and encodes 537 amino acids. The transcript is spliced from 10 exons. The record is from RefSeq and is a predicted model, not a curated record. Lineage: Eukaryota; Metazoa; Arthropoda; Insecta; Coleoptera; Tenebrionidae.
CAGCGUCGACAUCGUUUUUUCACAAGCCGGAUGUUGCGUAUUCAGUAUAACGAUAAAUUUUAGUAGUAUCGCAGAAAUGUAAUUUGCAUGAUACUACCAAAAAUUUCUUGUCAAAAUGUUCGUGGUAAACAAAUCAGUGCUUAUCGCGUUGCUAUUGGAAACCAUUGCCACUUCAGUUCACGCGAGAGUAAUACAAGAAGAACCAUCAUCCGAUUCGUGUCCGCCACCUCACUUAGCUUUAAACGGUACUGAGACUGAACAAGGAGAGAUUAGAAUUCGAAAAGACUACACACACAUUCGUGAAGUGAAAUUUUCCGGUUCAAUAGGUCCGCUUGGUGAAAAGCGCCUCUGCAAAAUCAAAUGUAUCGGAGGCCAGUGGGUGGGUCCUCUCUGCGUAGAUAAUCACGAUAAUGGAAGAUUUCAUCCACUCUUCAGAAGUUGUAAGCUGGAGUACAUCAAUCCACACUUGGUCGUCACGUUCAGGAACGUUUCGAUUCAGACCGCCGGAUGGGUGUUUCCCCACGAGGCGAAACUUCAGAUAAGAUGUCGUGAACUGGGCCUAUACAAGCUCCUGGGGACGGCGUCACCACGGUGUCAAAACGGCGUGUGGUCGUCUAGGCUGCCCUCAUGUGUUCCAACAACUCUUCUAACCAACUUCACAGAGGAUGCUCCACCAACACUUCUCAUAAGGAUACCAUCGGGAUCGGCAUCGGUGGAACCCGGAGGGGAAUUGGCAGUGUUUCCAGGAUCGACUAUACACCUAGAAUGUCUCUUUUCCCGUCGUCUUGGUUCUCCAGAUUGGACUUGGACGUCUCCUCUGGGACAAUAUCUCACCGGUUGGGCAAUAGCAUCGGAAGAGCGUGAUUGGAAGUAUAGAUUAUCGAUUUAUUAUGUGAAACCCCAAGACUCUGGUACGUUCACUUGUGCCACCCCUCGCGGCAUCACCAACAGUCUAACGCUGCAAGUCGCAGCCGUACACUGCGACGCAAUCUCCGUAUCAGGCCCCCAUCUUACACUAAGAGUGGAAGGAACGAGGUUAGGCCAUACUGCCAUAUUCCAGUGCCCAAUGGGAUUUAAAGUCAACGGCGCAGCUAAUCUGACCUGUCAAGCUUCCGGAAAGUGGUCAGCCCCCGUGCCAACAUGCGAACUAGUAAAAUGCGAGUCAUUAGCCACACCAGGUGGAUUAUACGAACCCCAUUUGCAGUUAGAAGAACACAACAACAGUUACGGUGGUCGGGCCGUAUUUAGUUGUGCAUGGGGUUAUCGGCUAAUGGGCCCACCAGGUAUAGAGUGCGAGUUAAAUGGAAAUUGGUCUGGACCAUUACCGAAGUGCGUACCUAUCCAGUGUCCGCCGCCCAUUAUUCCCGUUAAUGGUCACCUCAUCCAGUCGGAGGCGGCGGGGAUGGACGGGGGCAGAUACGCCGUAGGCAGCUUGGUGCAGUUCGCGUGUCGAGGUGCCCAUCAACUUGAGGGUGAAGCCAGCAUUAUUUGCACAGAAAACGGAUUCUGGUCUCAUCCGCCGCCUUUCUGUAAACCCCGUUGCCCGUACUUAGGCGAACCCGACAACGGUCUCGUAGCUCCAACAAAGUUCGCUUAUGAACCAGGAGACGAGCUACAAAUCAGCUGUAAUCCAGGCUUUGAGGCUCGAUUAGAAGCAAGACCAAAGUGUUUGCCAGACGGAAAAUGGUCGGCGCCACUACCAAACUGUACCAAUUAUUCCCAGAUUUAAUUGUUAUUAUACUGAAUGUUUGUGAUAUAACUGUUAAGUGAUGAAGAUUGGGUUGCACCUUCAAAAAUAACAGCCAUUCUGGUGGCCACGGGCGUCUAUAAACAUACUUAGAUCGCUUAACUUUUACGGUGGUGUUUAUUUUAUUAAUAAUUUCUUGCGUACUGAUUAACUUGAUAUUGCAAAUUAGUGUUUAUGUUGAGUCUUUAAAGUAUUACCACCGGUUUGCCGCUGUUGUUUUGAAGGGGUGGAUCCAGAGUUCUUUACUUAAUUUUACAAUUGAUUAGGAAAUAAGUAUUUUGAUUAUUUUGUACCAACGUUGUUAAUAAACAUGAUGAUCUCAUGCCGAAUACAAAUUUUUAUCAAAUUGUAGAUAUUCAUAGUUAUAUUUGUAGUUUUAUGUACUUACAACGAAGCAUAUAUGUACACUGGUACUAAUUUAUUUA